AUGUUACUUCCCGAGCCGAUAUGCGAAAGCCCAUCGAUUAAUUUGGUAGAUGAAAAUGCUAGCGGUUCCGUUACCUUGCCAAUGCGAAGUGUCGUUUUUGAUUUGAAUUGCUCGAAGCUUUGCUUCAAUCGUACAUAUAUGCAUGACAAAGCUCUCUUGACAUCGCCGCCUACCCUAUUCGAUAAUAAAAGAAAUAUUCAGAUCAAAUGA
This is a messenger RNA of Brugia pahangi, 210 nucleotides long. Lineage: Eukaryota; Metazoa; Nematoda; Chromadorea; Rhabditida; Onchocercidae. The record is from the annotation of a GenBank genome assembly.